Molecule: messenger RNA, 1950 nt
Organism: Paraglomus occultum
Lineage: Eukaryota; Fungi; Glomeromycota; Glomeromycetes; Paraglomerales; Paraglomeraceae
Source: the annotation of a GenBank genome assembly
AUGUUUGACUACUUGCCGUCAUACGUGAACCAAAACCAAAUAACUCAUUUACUGGCAGCACGAUCAGUAACACCGUGUUCAAGGCACCAAUUCGCACGAGCGGUUAACGGAAACUCUUAUCUUGCAACAAGAUUUACUGAUAAGCCACCGAAUAAGUAUGAAAGUUUAACAGGACACACUGGGUGUGUUAAUACGGUUGUGUGGAAUGAGGCAGGGGACCUCAUUCUGUCGGGAUCAGAUGACUGCAAACUAAACAUUUGGACUCCGUUCACUCACCCGUCGCGUUCGCUUCGCCAUUCAAUCGUAUCCGGACACACUGCGAACAUUUUUUCGGCACGAUUUAUGGCCAACACGGGAGACCGUCAUAUAGUUUCAUGUGCAGCAGAUGGAAUUAUACGGUUCACAGACUUGAAUAAAGUUACCGAUAGCGGAAUCGGAUGUCCAUCACCGCCCUUUAGGUGCCAUAAAGAUUUAGUAAGAAGGGACAGAACAAGGCGACGACCAUUUACAGGAUUGUUUACUUAUGGAAGCGCCGUCACGGCGAUUAGUAUCAGACCAGAUAAUCCCGUUUAUCUUGCGGCAGCAUGCUCAGAUGAAACAGUUAGGAUAUACGACAGACGGUUCGUUCGCCCGCCGAGCGAUAAUGCAUAUCAUCGGGAAGGACAGGUUUAUCAAUUUAUUCCAUCACAUCUUAAAAGUCGGCAUCGAAGAGAAUCUGCCAAUGGGACCGGAAGACUAAGACCUUCCGCCAUCCACUCUCAUCCUCACAAGAUGACUUCACUGAAAUUUGAUCCAAAUGGUAAUGGUGACUUAUGCGCCAGUUAUUCGCGAGAAAAAGUUUACUUGAUUCGUCCGCAUGGAGGGAAGUUUGAUAAAGUUGUAUCGAAGAGGAACGGCGGAAUCAGAGUGUUGAACAAGAGAAAAGGAAAAGGAAUUGUUCAUGGAGUUCCUGAAAAUAGGAGCGCGCUAGGAGGUGGUGCGAAUGACAUGGAAGUUGAUCUGAAUGAUAUAAGACUGGACAUAUCCGAUAGCGAUGGUGAUGAGGAUGGUGGUGUGUUCGCAUCUUCUAUUAAGAAAAAUGUUGACAAUUUCAUGAGUGAAGACGAUGAUACCGUUUCGACUCUAUCGCCAUCCCCGUUGCACAAUGUUACUGCAUCUCCAGCACACGAUCGUUUGGCCGACACGAAUGUGAAGAUAAAAUACACAGCCUCAUCUUCUUAUUCAUUUUCAACUGAAGUUGACACAAACAUAGACGAAACUGUCUCUACAACGGAACUUUCAGAUCUUCUAUUACCGAAAUCCUCAUCAGCAAUGUCACCUUCCUUAAUAGACGACUUUUACUCUAGCACAACUCAAUCGCCAUCAUUUUCAUUCAGCAGCGCACCUAAUCCCAUGCUUGAUCGUCUUCCUACUUCACCAACUCCCCACUCGUCUGUCCAGACGCCACCUUCUGCAGCCGGCUCAUCCGUAGGGAGUUCAAAUACUACUACUCCCAAUAUAUCUCGAUUAGAUACGUCGAAUUCCGAUGAGUUUUGGUCGGAGAUUAUAAAAGAAGCCAACUUUUUCGGAGGCCGAUCAGAGUACGUUAUGUCUGGAUCAGAUGAUGGGCGAAUCUUUGUAUGGGAGAAGUUGACGGGAAAGUUGGUUAAUCUUAUGAUGGGAGAUCGUCGCGUCGUCAACUGCAUACAGCCACACCCGUUUUAUCCGAUUUUAGCAACAUCAGGGAUAGAUUAUGACGUGAAACUAUGGUACCCAACUGCAGAUAGUCCAUAUGACGUCUCAGAAGCCGAAGAUAUUGUAAAGAGGAACAGGGAUCUGUCAAGAGAAAGUGCGUCACCCUUUUUGGGCGAACGGGUUACGGUGCCUGUACCUGCAAAUAUGUUUUUCCACUUUUUGUCCAUGUUGAACGACUCGUUCGAUCCAUUUUUCGACUCUGUCGAUUCAGACUAA